This is a messenger RNA of Hemicordylus capensis (graceful crag lizard), 6148 nucleotides long. RefSeq names its product DnaJ heat shock protein family (Hsp40) member C16 (gene DNAJC16). NCBI's taxonomy places the organism in Eukaryota, Metazoa, Chordata, Lepidosauria, Squamata, Cordylidae. The transcript has 15 exons. Bases 274 to 2610 code for a protein of 778 amino acids. The record is from RefSeq and is a predicted model, not a curated record.
CAUCAUCAUCAUCGAGUGGUACGCACAGACGCCUCCCUCACUGGCUCGGCCUCUCCCAACAAGCACCGCGGCACCACCCGCUCUAGCCUUGCCUAAGGAAGGCUGCUAUGCUCCAACGAAGGGGAAGGGCGGAGGGAGGCGGGGCCUCGGCUAGGACGGAAGUGAGCGCGGUGGCUGCGCCGUCUCUAUGGUGACGGCGGCCAGAGGCGGGGCCGCCAAGCCGGAAGUGGGAUUCAGGGAGACGGGAGCUGAAGGUUCCCUGCAGGAAGCAGCAUGGAAAUGAAAAGGUUAAGUGUCUCGCUGGUGGUGGUCCUGUUUCUUGUCCUGGUCCUGCAGAUCUUGUCUGCCAUUGACUUUGACCCGUAUCGGAUUCUUGGAGUUAGCAGGACAGCCAGCCAGGCGGACAUUAAGAAAGCGUAUAAGAAGCUGGCCCGCGAAUGGCAUCCGGACAAAAACAAGGACCCAGGAGCGGAAGAUAAAUUCAUACAGAUUAGCAAAGCUUAUGAGUUACUGUCCAAUGAAGAAAAAAGGUUGAAUUUCGAUCGCUAUGGAGAUGUGGGUGAAAACCAGGGUUACCCACAGCAGCAGCAGCAGCAGCACAGCCAAUUCCACCACUUCCACGAAAGCUUCUAUUUCGAUGACUCCUUCUUCCACUUCCCGUUCAACUCGGAUCGCCGAGACUCCUCGGACGAGAAGUACCUACUGCACUUCUCGCACUACAUCAACGAGAUUGUGCCUGAUAGCUUCCGGAAGCCCUACCUCAUUAAGAUCACGUCGGACUGGUGCUUCAGCUGUAUCCACAUCGAGCCUGUCUGGAAGGAGGUGGUUCAGGAACUUGAAGGGCUGGGAGUGGGAAUUGGCGUGGUUCACGCCGGCUACGAGAGGCGCCUGGCACACCACCUGGGAGCACACAGCACCCCGUCCAUUCUGGGACUCAUCAAUGGGAAGAUCACCUUUUUCCACAACGCGGUUGUUCGGGAAAAUCUACGGCAGUUUGUGGAGAGCCUUCUUCCAGGGAACCUUGUUGAGAGGAUUACAGAUAAAAACUAUGUCCGAUUCCUGUCGAACUGGAAGAAAGAGAAUAAGCCCCACGUCCUUCUCUUUGAUCAUAUGCCCCUCGUCCCGUUGUUAUACAAGCUGACGGCUUUUGCCUACAAGGAUUACUUGUCCUUUGGCUACGUGUACGUGGGGCUGCGAGGGACCGAGGAGCUGUCCAGCCAGUAUAACAUCAACGUCUACACCCCCACCAUGAUGGUGUUCAAGGAGCACAUUGAGAAGCCUGCUGACGUCAUCCAGGCUCGAGGCAUGAAGAAGCAACUCAUUGAUGACUUCCUCUCCCAGAACAAGUUCUUGAUGGCCUCCAGGGUCACCAGCCAGAAGCUUUUUCAGGAGCUGUGCCCUGCUAAGAAGACACACAGGCAGCGCAAGUACUGUGUGGUCCUGAUUACCGGGGAAGGAGACAAGUUUGCCGCGGGCUACGAGGCCUUUUUGGCUUUCGCCGUGGCCAACACGAGAGACACCCUGCGGUUUGUGCACAUCUGCAGCCACCGCCAGCGGGACUUUGCGCACGCGUUGCUGAUGGACGACGAAAGGUUUCAGGGAAAGUCAGCCGUGGUCAUCCUGGAGAGGCGGAACAACGCCGGGCGGCUGGCCUACCGAGUCCUGGAAGAGCCCUGGAGCGGCAGCAAAGAAGACAACUUCGUCCUCUUGGACCUUUUAGACCAGCUCAGGACCAACCCCGGCUUGCUCUCUUCGGACGCCGUUCUGCCGGACCUGAGUGACGAGCUGGCUCCUGUCUUCCUCCUCCGGUGGCUCUAUUCUGCUGCGGACUACGUCUCGGACUGCUGGGACAGCCUCUUCCACAGCAACUGGCGGGAAAUGAUGCCUCUCCUGUCCCUGAUCUUCUCGGCCCUCUUCAUCCUCUUCGGGACGGUUAUUGUUCAGGCUUUUAGUGAUUCGGGUGACGAGAGGGAUUCUACUCCUCCCAAGAAAGACGAUGGCCCUACCAAGAGCGAAAAGAACGACACUGGCUUCACGAAAGAUAACAGGAUCCCCAAGAAGGGCUUUGUGGAGGUCACAGAGCUCACGGACAUCACCUACACCAGCAACCUGGUGCGCCUGAGACCCGGGCACAUGAACGUGGUGCUGAUCCUGUCCAACCCCACCAAGACGUCCCUCCUGCAGAAGUUUGCCCUGGAGGUCUACACGUUCACCGGGAGCAGCUGCCUCCACUUCUCCUUCCUGAACCUGGACAAGCACCGGGAGUGGCUGGAGUACGUCUUGGAGUUUGCGCAGGAUGCGGCCCCCAUCCCCAACCAGUACGACAAGCACUUCCUGGAGCGCGACUACACGGGCUACGUCCUGGCCCUGAACGGCCACAAGAAAUACUUCUGCCUCUUCAAGCCGCCCAAGUCGGAGGACGGCGGGGACGUCCCGGGCGGGCCGGGCGAGGAUCCCGACCCCGGCGAGGCCCGCGGGAAGCCCCCCUCCUGCAGCCCGCAGGCCAAGUCGGCGAGGAACAAACUCAGCCAUCUCUCCUUGUGGAUGGAGCGACUCUUGGAAGGGUCCUUACAGAGGUUUUAUAUCCCUUCGUGGCCGUCGCUAGACUGAGCCGAGGCCUUGGCCGGAGGAAGUGGUCGCUGCAGACUCUGCGCGGGGACCCACCUGGGCCUCUCUUCUCCGGGCAUGACCUUGUGUCGGGUAGACAGUAGCUUUUUAGUGGAGUUCUCCUAGGCCCCGUGAAUUUAGAAGCCUCUCGCCCACCUUUCUUGGCCUAGGAGCGAUGGGAAUAAACGCACUGCCGCCCACUUGUGUACCAAAAGGUCCUCGCGUGCAGGGGCUCCACAAGUGGGGGGCCGGACGGCACCAGCGCCCCGCCCUCUCCUGCUUUCCCAGCCUGCCCUGCCUCUGCCUCUGGGGUCUCCUCCGCGAGCCUCGGGCCUUGCUGCUGUGGGGGACACUUUUUGUGCGUGUACCGUUUUUCCUUUUUUUAAAAAAAACUUUUGGUUUUUUGCAUUUAAGUGCAGUUCUGGCCACGCUCCUCUCCCCCUCUUCCCGCGCAUGCUACGGGGGGAAAGGGUUCUCUUAGUAUCGGGAGUCUUUGGUUUUACACACACACACACCCCGGCGCGUGGUAAGCAAUCUCGGGUGUGUUUGGGGGUAUCUCCCUUUUGUACCAAAUGGCUGAUGGGGCAGGAACGCGGGGAGGCCUGCCCCCCACCGGCAGCCUGGCGCAAUAAAUCCACUCGCAGUUUCGUGAAGCCAUCACGGGUGGGGGAGAGGGCCAGCCGAGCUGCAAAUACUGUACGAAACGAUGAGCCAUUGAAACGGUCGCUUCCUUCCGAUGCCUUCUUACUGCUCGUGGUCUGUGAUUGCGUUGUGAAAGACCUGCGUCUCUUCGCCCUCCUCGAACCCGUGCCUGUGUCAGUAGAAGCUGCUAGGAAUCGUGUGGAAGGCACCUUUAGAAGUCCUGCUUGUGCAUCUGGACUUUUUUUCGUUUUUCUUUCUUUUUUGAAGUGGUACAUCUCUAGGACGCUAACUAAGGAUGUUUCUUUGUAUCAAGGAACUUUAAAUUGCCUCUUAACGAUCGUAUCUCCCAGGUCAGGGGGUACGAUGCCCUUAACACGGCUGUCAAUAAUUAAAGGUUUCUCAGGCUUGCCCCCGCCCCGCCUGGAGGUUUUUGGACUACAACUCCCAUCAUCCCCCUGCCACGACAGCCAAAGGGGAUGAUGGGAGUUGGAGUCCAGCAUCAUCCCGGGUGGGGGGGAGAGGGCAAACUUAAGAGACCCUGUGUUUCAUGGAAACUUGAGUCUCCUGCGGGUAAAUAUCCCUCCCGUCCCCCGGUUGGGAGUUUCGGCCUCUCCGAAACUGGUCUUGAGUUGGAGGUAUGUUUACAAAGCUGCAGGGCUGCCCCCCGACCUCCUUCCGAGAUGCAGCACCCCCCAGACUGCCGAGUGACCGUCUGUGGGGAAUGGCUGAUGCCGUUUCUGCGAUUUAGUGUAAUCCAACAUCUCUCUCUGGUUGGUUUCCUCCUUUGGCCCUGAUCUGCCCAAUGAUGGUCAAAUUCCGGUACUCUGGACAGUGCUGUGGGUGGGCGUGUCCUGUUUUUGAAGACCCCUCCGUGUUUAAAACAACCAACCAAGCACCACGUCUGUAGCAUCCUGCUCCAUUGCAGGGAUCCCACACAGGCCUCUCUCCCUGAUGGACUAGCUCUCUCCAUGCAGGGAGUUUUCAAGCUGCAUGACUCUGCAUGAUCCCGCAUCCGGCCAGCUCGUUCCUGGUGCAGACGGGCUUGGCCAUCUGCUCUCUUGCGCUCUUGCCAUGCUGGCUGUCAUAACUGCGGGGAGGCCGGGUUUGUGUUCCAGGUCUUUGUGAAACAGAAGAUACAGCUUGUGCGGAUGAAGCCGUGAGGCUGGUUAAGUGACCCCGGCCUUCUCGGCAGAGCUGGUUUUGGUGGACUUCGCCUUCCCUUCUCACAGGAGUGGCUUGCUGGAGGCCCCCUCCGCGGAACUGGGAAACUGCUGCUGAGCGACCCGGCACAAAACUGGCUGGUGCCGUUCCGGAGACACUCUCUUCCCGUGCUGUGUCCGUCUUGUUCCCGGAUCCAUUUCUGUCAGUCCUGGCCAGCUGUGACGGUCUCGGGUUUCUGCAGAAGUCGGGCAGGGAGAUCUUGUUACGUGCCGUCGGAGUCCAGCAGAGCUGAACCUCAGCAUGACGCAGCCGUGCUGGGUCCGGAAGGAUCCCGCCUCGGGAAAUCAGCAAUUGGUUUUAGAGAUAGGGGUUCUUCCGGCCAGACAACUGGCACUGCUUAAUGAUUUGGGUCCUGUAAUAAAUCGCACGACAAUAAUGAUGAUCUACUGCAGGGGUGGGCAGACGUGGCCUUCCGGCUGUUGUCGAACCACAACUCCCAUCAUGGGGGUUGUUCAACAGCCGGAGGGCCGGGUUUGCCCACCCCUGAUUCGGACUGGCCGGUCCCAAGAACCCUGAAUGCUCCCGCUGCGCUUGGUCUUAAUAGGGCACACGAUUCUAGCGUGCAGCCGUGGAGCCUUCUGGUUAAAGAAAGGCGACCGGAGAGAAGCGUCCAUGGAAGGGGUUGGGGAAAGCCGUCUUUGAGAAAUGAGCUGCACAUCUUUUGAGGAUGCUCAGCGUGACGCUAACGCAUGGAUUUGACCAGCGGGGGUGGGCCUGCCCUUUUAUUAGGCUGGGAGAGAAAGAGCUUCCCAGGAACAGCGGCUGCCACAUCUCUGGUUGGUGGUGGUUCUUGUCCUGGUCCAGAAACUAGAGAGGUCUCUGCUCCUUUGGGCAGAGUGGAGCCCGGCUUCCAGCACCCAGCCCGUCUCAUGCCUGAAGUGGGCACUCGUGCUGAUGCUCAACCUCCCAGAGGUCCAGUCCGUGCAGUUCCGUGGGCAAGAGUCUCCCAGUUGGGCGGGACGCCCCAUUCAUAGGUGGGUCACCUUUGGGGCGGAGAGGAGGUCGGCACUCCAGCUCGCCAUCAUGCAGAGCGCGCGAGUGAUCGCCAAGUGAUCACUGCUCCUCACUUUGGGCCUGGGGCCAGCUCUCCUUUGCCAAAAGAUGUCUGCCUUCAGCUAAUUAAUCCAUUAAUUUCAUUAAGAGAAACUUGCAUCAUGAGACAAGGAGCAGAUUUCCCCUGUAGUUGGGCUUUCAUGGCUUACAGAGGAAAGGAAGGUUUCCCCUGCCUGAUAUCAGAAAGCGAAAAGCAGCCUUAUCCGAACUCCUAGAACCGAAUGUCAAUCCUCUCCUCAAGGGGAAUUUUAGUAGAGUGUCCGAUUCCACGUCUGCUGUUUUGUUUUUUUCCUUUGACAUGACCGUGGUAGACCCAGCUGCUCCCUUCUCGGGGCGGCCACCUUGUCUUCUGCACUCUCCCAAAUGUCAGGAACGACGGCUAGCCAUAACCCAGCGGUUAUGGUGGGGGAGCGGUUUGAAAAGGCAGCCACAUAUUUUGCACUUUUGAUACUCUUGUCAGGGAGUGGGGGAGAAGUAAUUUAUUGAGCAGAUUGUCUUAAUUAUUUUUAUUUUGUAUUUGUCAACAGGCACUGAGUUCUGGUUGGGUUUUCGAUUAUUGGUUUUUUUGUCGCUUUAAGACUCUGACAGAUUCGCAACUGAAAUAAACUAUUUUAAUGUGUGAUCA